AUGGGCAUUUCCCCAUCGGACUCUAUUAUUGUCGUCGGCGCUGGCGCCUUUGGCCUCUCGGUAGCACUGCAUCUUUCGCUACGAGGCUACACAAAUGUCUCGGUGUUUGCAAAAGAUGAUUACAUCCCUUUCGGGAACUUGACAAAUGUAGUCUAUCGUGCAGCACAAGAUGCAGGAGUGCGAUUCUUUCUGGGGCAACAAGUCGACCAAAUAGCCUAUGUGAGCAGAUUGACCGGGAGAAAGACCGCUGGUAUCCGCACAAGGAAUGCCGGAUUUUAUCCCUCGUCGCUUGUCAUUAUCGAAGCGGGGGCUAGGGAUAGUGUUUCAUCUGAAACUGGCCAGUUGCAUGCGCCUGACCCCUUGGCCAUACCCCUUUCUUCCUACACCAGCAUCAACUCAGAUUCCUUCGCCGAAUAUGUGCCAGAAACAUCUUCCUCGGUUAUACUUCUGUCGGGAAAUUUGAUACAACCCUCCCAGAUGUCUGUGGUGGGACCACUGGUCGUAGAUCUCUUGGAGGGAGCGAGUGGUCAAACUGCAGUGCAGGUUCAGAAGGGGAAAACUUCACCUCAACCCUUGUCUAAGCUGUGA
Molecule: messenger RNA, 588 nt
Organism: Penicillium expansum
Lineage: Eukaryota; Fungi; Ascomycota; Eurotiomycetes; Eurotiales; Aspergillaceae
Product: FAD-dependent oxidoreductase
Exons: 2
Coding region: 1-588 (195 amino acids)
Molecular function (GO): oxidoreductase activity
Source: RefSeq, a predicted model, not a curated record